Acipenser ruthenus (sterlet) is the source of this 4986-nucleotide messenger RNA. RefSeq names its product nuclear receptor subfamily 1 group D member 2-like. NCBI's taxonomy places the organism in Eukaryota, Metazoa, Chordata, Actinopteri, Acipenseriformes, Acipenseridae. Gene Ontology annotation, molecular function: nuclear receptor activity; RNA polymerase II cis-regulatory region sequence-specific DNA binding; zinc ion binding. Gene Ontology annotation, cellular component: nucleus. Gene Ontology annotation, biological process: retinoic acid receptor signaling pathway; positive regulation of transcription by RNA polymerase II; negative regulation of transcription by RNA polymerase II. The coding region runs from base 135 to 1907 and encodes 590 amino acids. The transcript has 8 exons. The record is from RefSeq and is a predicted model, not a curated record.
UAUAUAUAUAUAUAUAUAUACAAAGUGCAAAGAAUUGUACUUGUAGCACUACCGAGAGGAGAUACAGAAACCAACAAACAAACAAAAAAAAAAACUACAUUUGUUUUUUGAGGCUCCAGAGAGAUCAGAAAGACAUGGAAUCAACUAAAGCUGGGGGUGUAAUAACAUACAUCAGCUCCUCAAGCUCAUCUUCAAGCCCGGAGUCCUGCCAAAGCGACAGCUCCAGCAUUAGCUACCAGACUUCCUCGCCCUCCCUCUCCUCAUCUUCCAGCAGGAGGGGGCACCCGACCACAGAGAUUCAUGUGUCUGGGGGGGUCCAGAGCCACAGCACCCCUCACUGUACGACCAAAACCAGCCGUUCAUCUGCCAAGUGUGGAAUUACAAAGAUUAACGGCAUGGUUCUACUCUGUAAAGUGUGUGGAGAUGUGGCAUCUGGAUUCCACUAUGGGGUUCAUGCAUGUGAAGGAUGCAAGGGUUUCUUUAGAAGAAGCAUUCAACAAAAUAUCCAGUACAAGAAGUGCCUUAAGAAUGAAAACUGCGCCGUUAUGCGAAUAAACAGAAACCGUUGUCAGCAGUGUCGCUUCAAGAAAUGCUUAUUAGUUGGAAUGUCAAGAGAUGCUGUUCGGUUUGGACGUAUCCCGAAACGGGAAAAACAGCGCAUGUUGUUAGAGAUGCAGAGUGCCAUGAACAACAUGAUGAACAACACCCAGCUUAACGAGCAGCAGCUGCCUGCGGAGUCAUCUCCAGAGCGACCUGGAGACUCUGCCACUUCAUCCUCCUCCUCCUUAACCUCACCUCUCCAGGAGCGGCAGCAGGAACCAGAGUCACUGCAGUCUGAACUUGAGGAGAUGGAAACAGCCCAGACGCCCUCCCCAUCCAGCUCUGACAGUAGCGAAGAGGUCAUCGGUACUGUCACCAGGGCCCACAAGGAGACUUUCAUGUACAACCAAGAGCAGCCCAGCCCUAUGGACAAAAAUUUUGCAACCCAGCAGGGCGGAGUGAGGAUGAGUGUCUCCACUGAAGAGGAGCAUGGCUGGUACACCAGGAACAGCCACAAUGACUUUAGCAGCUAUAACGCCUACCACCACCUGGGCCACGGGAACCUGCACAUGCCCAAAGAGCACCACAGAAAUGACACUGUGGCGCACUGUCCCAGCAGGCAAGCCAAUGGACUGACCAACGGACACUGCCCUGGCUUUUCAAAUGGCUUGUUGUACAAUACCCUGAAUGCCAGCAAAACAUCUGAGAACGAACCGAUGACCAAAAAGAGUUUCAGUGGGCCGGUGUGGACAGGAGGAAACAGGCUGCAUUUGGUGUGUCCUAUGGGACUGUCCCCUUAUGUUGACUCCAGUAAAUCAGGACAUGAUAUUUGGGAGGAAUUUUCCAUGAGCUUCACCUCUGCAGUACGAGAGGUGGUGGAGUUUGCAAAGCGUGUCCCUGGGUUCCGAGACCUCUCUCAGCACGACCAGGUCAGCCUGCUGAAAGCUGGCACAUUUGAGGUUUUAAUGGUGCGCUUUGCAUCCUUGUUUGAUGCUAAGGACCGUACUGUCACUUUCCUGAGUGGAAAAAAAUACAGUGUGGAUGCACUGCGUUCCAUGGGAGCAGGAGACUUGCUGAACUCAAUGUUUGAGUUCAGCGAGAAGCUAAUUGCUCUGCAGCUCAGUGAAGAGGAGAUGAGUCUGUUCACAGCGGUCGUCCUGGUUUCUGCUGGUCGUUCAGGACUGGAGAAUGUCAACUCAGUUGAGGCACUGCAGGAAACUCUAAUUAGAGCCCUCAGAACCUUAAUAAUGAAAAACCAUCCCAAUGAAGCCUCCAUUUUUACCAAACUGCUUUUGAAGCUUCCAGACCUCCGCUCCCUCAACAACAUGCACUCGGAGGAGCUGUUGGCCUUUAAAGUUCAUCCAUAGACUUUGAUUUAUUUUUGCAACUCUAUCAUCAACUCUGUUGUAUAUUUUGCUGUAUAGAAUGUUCACAUAUAUGUACAUACUUUACAAUUUCGUUCACAGUCUUUGGAUAUGUGAUUGAACAGUGGUAAAAAGGCAGAACUAAAAAGGAAAUUAAAAGAAUCCUGGUACUGUAUGGCUAUUUGCCUAUUACAAAAAAAGGAAAAGAAAGUUAUUAUGAUGUUUGCUAGCACAUAUUUUCUGAAGCACCUUUUUGAUGAAAGAAAAUAUAUGUAAUGUUAGUGCAAUAGAAGUCAUGUUUUUCUGUGUAUUGUAUGUACAAUUGUGGAGUAGUGUGUUAAGGCUAUGGAUGCGAUUAUAGCAGUUAGCCUGUUCCUGCGUAAACUAAUCAUGCCUGGCACGUAACACAGGUUAAAUGGUGUGUUACUAUUACUACUACUACAAAAAAAGAAAGAUUAUAAAAUGCGAUAAUUGCUGCUCAUGCAUGGCUACCCUUUAUGAUUGGACAUUUUGUAGAUUUAGUGCCUGUUUGUUCAGAAGUGUGGACUGAUAAGCUGAGUUACAUUAUGAUUGUGGGUUUUCUCCCAUGAUAUGAAGAUGCAGUAGCUUUUUUAUUUAAAUUUGUGCUAAUUGUGCAGGUCUGUAUUAACUUUAUUGUUGUUCGUUUUUUGACUGUGUAAACUGGAAUGAAUUUCCUCUUUUACCCUCUUACCUGCGCUGUUUGACACUGCCAGGUCCAUCGUUAUAAUGAGAUAUGUUAGUGAAACAGCCAUACGGUUUACAACCUCUGAUGGCUCCACAAAGCGACUGUCCACUCGGCCAUAUGGUUGCAGACAGCCGAUAGAGGAGCUAAUGCUAUGGAGGGAUUUUUUUGGGGGUGGGGAUAAGCAAUCCUUGAAUGUGCCGUACCCUGCUUUGGAACAGCAGAUGGGGAAAGCAUUUCAUUUACAUUAGUUAUUUUGGAACCUUUGCUUUAGUGCCACUGUAUCUGUGUUACAUAUAGAUUGUGCUGCUUCUUACACUGUUGAGAUUGUAAUGCAAAGCUUUUAUAGAUCUUUUUUCAUUGUUAUUCUCAUCAGCAAAAAUGUCUUGUCUAGUACUCUCUUUUAAAUGUAAUCAUCUAGUCUGUAAAUUGUACACUAAUUUCUCAGUGGUACAUCAGUGAAUUAUAUAUAUAUAUAUAUAUAUAUAUAUAUAUAUAUAUAUAUAUAUAUAUAUAUAUAUAUAUAUAUAUAUAUAUAAAAUACUAUACAAUAUAUGCAGGACCUAGUACGGAAGCUACAAUAUGUACAAUAUGAAUGACAAUAUUCUUGUCAUUCUUGCAGCCUAAUGAAAGCUUUAUGAAAAUUAUUUUAUGUGUGUUGCAACAUGGGUUGUGGAGUUAGAUUUAACAAAGGAAAAGCCUUAUAGAAGAAAGUGUUACAAAUAUGGCUAGUAUUUUCUCACUGAUUAUACUGUUGUCAAAUACUAUAACUAGACGGGGGGAAAGAAAAAAACAUCCAAAAAGGUGUUUCUGUGGUGUGCUUUUAUUGUGACUGAGUGACAUGAUGGAUCAGAAUAAAUUAAACUUGAACAUUGUGAGUGUAUUUGCGCUUUCACUCUUACAGCACUUUUGCUAGCCAGUUGUAUUUCCAUAGUACACUGAGUAAUAACCAGAUACAGUGUGUUUCUAUUAUUGAAACUUGAUAUUCUGAAUAUGGAAUCGAUUUUUCUUCUGUUUUGCUGAUCUAUUCAAAAUGAAAUAGUUGUCUAAAAAAUGAAGUGCUUCUGUAACUACAGAGAUGGAAUACAUAUUGUCUUAUAUUCCUGUGGCGGAGUGUCCCACCCCUAUUUAUUAUUAUUUGUAUUUUUGUUUGCGGCGCGGAUAAAAGCGUGCAUCUUUUGUUAUUGUUUUUUAUAUAUUUAUAAUUUAAAAACCCUGUGAGGAUGCAUGAGUGAUCAGCUACUGAUUAUUUAACUAGCUGACAGUCACGCAUCCUUACCAAAAGCGUGCAGACUGUGGCCGAGGGGUAAUAAGAUAAUUAACAGCCAGUUAACCCCUCGGCCAGAGUAUAAGAACCUGCAGCUGUCCGUGCUGCAGGGUUAAAAAAAAAUUAUAAAUAUAUAAAAAACAGUAACAAAAGACGCGACGCUUUUAUCCGCACCGCAAACAAAAAUAUAAAUAAUAAUAAAUAGGGGCGGGACACUCCGCCACAAUUCCUCAUAGUCACUGACCUCAUAAUUGUUAACAAUGUUGCCGAUAUUAGUUGCUUCAUAGCCCUAAAAUGUCAACUUUUAACCUCUUAAGCAUCUAACAUGUUUUACAGGUACUGUAUGCAUUAAGAGACCUCAUCAGUAGUGGUGUCGUAUUGUUGAGGUCUGUUAAUAAAAUGCCAACUAACCCUUUGUUCCAGACAUGUGUUACUUAGCCUGUAUGCAUGUGUACAGUCUGUGUGGUUGUGGUGCUGGUAAAUGUGUUGUUCAGGUUGUAUUGUGCCUGUAGAAUGCAUGCAAGAGCUAGUGGGCUCCAUAUCCUGGCUAUGGACACAGGCAUUCUUAUGAAGUGAAGAGCUAAUCUGUGUAAAUAAAAUGCAUUAUGAUUUGAUGUCAGCCCAAAAAUAAUAGACAUACUUCAGCAUGUGGUAAGAUUGUGUUGGUGAGAUGCUAUAGGAGAACUAGUCCUGCUGAUACCAUUUGAAAUGUGUACUAAACUGUCCAGGUGCCGUGGCUCAAGUUGCCUUGUAUUCGCACCUUGUGUACCUGCAGAGGGACUGCACUUCUUACAGUAUCACGAGGAUGCUUCUUUGAAUGGCCAGGGCUGCUCUGUAAAACAAUGCAAAAAAAAAAAUCUUACUGUCUUAGUUGCAUUACAUAGAUAACAUUAUAUUUAAAGGUGCAUUUAGAUGGGCAUUACGAUUAUGCUUCUUCAAGAUUAUUCUUACACAGUUAUGUGCCACCAGUGUUGGAAUGUUUUCAACCAGCUGUAUAUAUCAGUAUUAGAAUCUUCAAUUUUUAUAUACUGCAUGCGUUUUUAUACAUAACAUGUAUUUCAAAUGUUUAUUUUAUGCCAUGUUUACAAAAUUAAACAUACUUUGUAAACUAA